AUGUCCAUCCGGACCGAAAUGGAUGCCAGAUCUCAUAUCAAUGCUCUCCCGGGCGAGUUACUUAGUCACAUCUUCGAGAGCCAUGUUGCGCCUCCACCAAGUGCCCGGGUAGGCGACAAAGAGUGGAGGGAGCACGUGAAGUCGCGUCUCAAGGAGGUUACGGGCCUACAAUUGAUCUGUCGACAUUGGCGUGAUGUUGCACAGGCCACUCCGUAUCUCUGGACAGCAUUCGACACGACAGGCGAGCUUGACUCAAAAUUUCUACAGUUAUGGCACCUUUCCCUCGAGCGCUCUGGUUCGUUGCCCCUCGAGCUGCAUGCGAAUGGAUCCCUCAGCCCCUGCGCACACUUGGUUCUCAAGUCGAAACGCGUCAGAUGGCUCAAUUGGGGUGCAUUCUCUGGGAACCAUCAAGACGUCCUCGUCCAUUUGGAUGGCUUGGAAACUUUGCAAUUCAACGAAUUUUACUCCUCGGCUGGUGCAAAUCCACAAACUGAACUUUCAAAACUUGCUUGUUACUCGCCGCGUCUCCGCAGCCUCCAGGUGAGAUGGUGCACUUGGGCUCCUUCCGAAGUCUUCAAGAACUUGACAUCUCUCCGCCUCGUGCGCUACUCCGGGAAGACGUCCGAUGUCCUCCUCUGGCUCAAAAGAUGCCCAGUGCUGCAGAGUAUGAUAUUUGAGCGCCCUGAAGACGAGAAUCUUGUAGAUCUUGAUAGCAUAGGUGUCGUUUCCGUACCAAACCUACGCGAGCUUAUGCUUUCCCGCGUCCCUUGGAACCAGCUCGCCGCCAUUGUUCCACGACUCGACCUCAGCCCCGCCACCUUUGUGGAAGUCCAUAACUGGAAGCAUGGCUCCGGGAAGGUCGAUUGCGCUCGGAUGCUCGGAACUUCGCAGUUACAUCGUAUGGUUUUCAUAUCUCAUUGUAACGCAUUGGUCGUAGGCCCUGACUCUGGGAUCUCGUUUUCCAAGGAAAAAUUGGGCGAGAAAGAGCGUUCCUUAAGAUGGACAUCGGAGCUGUCAGACAUGGUGUCGACAGCUAACAUUCAGGAGCUAUGGCUUUCGGCGUCGAUGCAAUUGUCGCAGGAUCUUGGGGCCCUCUUGGCGAUGCUGCCCGGUCUUACUUCUAUUCACAUUGACAGCACCCAAUUGAAGGAAGUUCUCCAGAACUUUCGGAGGGGGCGCGACCCGCAAGGACCCGCACCAUGUCCGGAGCUCAAAGUCAUCCAUGUCUUCGUCCAGUCGGCGGCCGCAGUCAUGCCCUUUCUCAGGCAAUACGAAUCUCUGCUCGAGAAACUGGGCCACUUGGAUAUAGUCAUCGAACAUCUCCCUAAUUGUGAAGUCGAUCUGAAGGCGCUGUAUUCCGUCCGUCGCCCACAACUAUUGUCUCGAGUUCGUGUCGUGCAGUGCGAGCAGAAACCACAAGCUGAGGUACCCGCGCCCUUCACUGGAUUGCUGGACUCGGAUGAAGACGAUGAUUAA
Messenger RNA from Postia placenta MAD-698-R-SB12, 1476 nucleotides. RefSeq lists its product as hypothetical. The coding region runs from base 1 to 1476 and encodes 491 amino acids. NCBI's taxonomy places the organism in Eukaryota, Fungi, Basidiomycota, Agaricomycetes, Polyporales, Adustoporiaceae. The record is from RefSeq and is a predicted model, not a curated record. The transcript has a single exon.